AUGGAUAACCAGAAAGUCAUUUAUACCGAACUGAAACUGAUAAAGGACUCAAAAAGACAGCAAACAAAAUCCAAGAGCCCUAAAGAAUUAAUUUCCCUAACGGGGCAGGAAAUAACCUAUGCAGAAUUAACCCUUCAAAAUGUUUCUCAGGAACGUCAAAGGAAUGAUAAACAUUGCCACUGCAAAGGUUUAAUUUCUCCUCCAGAGAAGCUCCUUGCUUUAAUCCUGCUAAUCGCCUGUCUUGCCCUGAUAUCGGCAGUGGUUUCAGUGAUCGCUGUUAUUCCUUAUCAUUAUGACUGUUGUCCAAAGGAGUGGGUUUCAUAUUCCAACCAUUGCUAUUACUUUAGUUACAAAAAGGAAUCAUUCAACGAGAGUAGAUCAGCCUGUGUCUUUAAGAAUUCCAGCCUGCUGUAUAUAGAUAAUGAAGAAGAAAUGACAUUUCUACAGUCCUUGUCACUGGUAACAUGGAUUGGAGUCUCUUGGGAAAGCAGUCACCAUCCAUGGAUGUCAAUAAAUGGCUCAGAGUUCAAAGGACAAAUAGACCACAGGUCACGUGAUGAAGCGAACUGUGCUGCAUUCGAAUCUCUACUGAGAACAGAUGACUGCAGAAGCAAAAAGAUGUAUAUUUGCAAGCACAAAUUGGCACAACAAAGCAGCUGAAUUGGAGUCUGCUUGGUAACUUUAAACCCUUUCAAAUGAAAAUAAUAUUAUUACUGCCUAAGUUUAAAACUGGAUAUUGUACUUACUCUAAUGAAGACUUUUUUCCCCUAAAAAUCAUUAUUGAAGUAUAAUAUGCACACUCAUAUAAACAGUAUCCAUUAUUCUUAUCUUUCUAUAAUUUGUAAUCUAUGUGUUUGGUUUUCUUUACUUUUCUCUAAUGUCACCCAUAUUUUGACAGAAAUCUUAGAGAAAAAUUGAUGCUUCACAGUCAUAUUUGUAAUGACAUUCUUAAAUUUCAACUUCCGUUAGUAAGUUGUACUGUUGAGAACAAAUACACAAUUGAAGGUCACAAAGUGACAUUUAUCACAUUACUGACUUAUUUAUAUAAUUUCAAACACAUAUUCUUCUGAUAUUUUUGUAAAAACAUCAAUUUUUAAAUUUUUUAUUUAAG
Erinaceus europaeus (western European hedgehog) is the source of this 1111-nucleotide messenger RNA. RefSeq names its product NKG2-A/NKG2-B type II integral membrane protein-like. NCBI's taxonomy places the organism in Eukaryota, Metazoa, Chordata, Mammalia, Eulipotyphla, Erinaceidae. Gene Ontology annotation, biological process: stimulatory C-type lectin receptor signaling pathway; positive regulation of natural killer cell mediated cytotoxicity. The record is from RefSeq and is a predicted model, not a curated record. The transcript is spliced from 5 exons. Bases 1 to 660 code for a protein of 219 amino acids.